Anthostomella pinea is the source of this 852-nucleotide messenger RNA. Lineage: Eukaryota; Fungi; Ascomycota; Sordariomycetes; Xylariales; Xylariaceae. The record is from the annotation of a GenBank genome assembly.
AUGGGCAACGACGGCGGCUCCAUCCCAAGGCGCCGCGAGCUCGUCAAAGAAGCCGCGCGCCUCCCCACCGCCUCGGAGCAGAAAGCCACAGCCCUCGAGUCCCUGUCGCACGCCUGGUCCAUGUGCCCGCUGUCGUCCUCGCCGCUCGAUGCCGGCAUCACCGUCUCGGACUGGCGGGGUCGUAUGUACAACUACGAGGCCAUACUACAAUGCCUGAUGCCGACGCCCGACAGCACCAUUCCCGAGACGCAGGAGCUCGAGUUUGCGCGCACGGAUAUCAAGAGCCUGAAGGACGUGGUGAAGCUGAAGUUCAUGCUGCGCAAGGACGAGAAGGGGCGCGAGUUCCGCGCCUGUCCCGUCAGUCUGAAGGAGCUGGGCGCUGCGACGAAGGCGGUGUACGUGGUGCCGUGCGGUCAUGUGUUUACCGAUGUGGCCAUGAGGGAAGUUACUGAAGCCGAGGUUGAAAAGCGGUGUCCUGAGUGCAGCGAGCCCUUUCAGGAGCGGGAUGUCGUUCCAAUACUACCCAUCGACGAGGCCGAGGUCGACAAGUCGGCGAAGCGGCUCGAGGAGCUGAAGACGCUAGGUUUGACACAUAGUCUGAAGAAGGACAAGAGUGCCAGCAAGAAGAAGCGGAAGGCGGAGGAUGCUGCAAAGGAUAAUGGUAGUGAGGGCCAGAAGAACAAGGACACGAAGGCCAGUGGCAAGACGGACAAGAACAAGGGGGACAUCUCCAGUCGCAUCAACAACUCGAUGACGGCUUCUCUAACGGCCAAGGUGUUGGCAGAGCAGGAGGAGAGGAAUAAACGGAGGAGAAUGGUGGACGGAUAUAAGAGGAGCGAGGUAGUCAGAUGA